Molecule: messenger RNA, 327 nt
Organism: Neltuma alba
Lineage: Eukaryota; Viridiplantae; Streptophyta; Magnoliopsida; Fabales; Fabaceae
Product: EPIDERMAL PATTERNING FACTOR-like protein 8
Exons: 2
Coding region: 1-327 (108 amino acids)
Biological process (GO): guard cell differentiation; stomatal complex development
Source: RefSeq, a predicted model, not a curated record
AUGGCUCUAUCUCGCCCACAUCCACCAGCAUUAUCCACAGUUGCAAUAAUUUUCACUGUGGCUUUCAUCUGUUUCCUCACAGUUCUACAUCAUCACAGUUCAGUGAUGGGUUUGGAGGAAAGCAAGAAGGUGAUAGGGUCGAGGCCUCCGGCUUGUGUGAACAAGUGCAAAAAAUGUAGGCCUUGCAUGGCAACUCUGGUGGUUCCUCGUCAUCAAAGAACUAAAAAGAAGGGUUUCAGUCUGCAAGUGGUGCCUCCUGGGGACGAUGACCCUUAUUACCUCCUCUCUUGGAAAUGCACAUGCGGCCAUAAGCUCUUUCAGCCAUGA